GCAGAGCGGAGUGGCGAAAAGAGCCGAGUUUAAUGAUUUAUUUAGACAUCGUCCGCGAGCCCUCCCUCCCUUCCCUAACUAGCAGCAGCGGACCAUGGAGUUGAGAGCAGCACGCGCAACAACUGGAGCCUCGCUCCCUGAUUAAGUUAAGUGGAAUUAUCACAUUACCGUUAUUCUUUUGCCUCAGCAAAAAGUGUCGAAAUGGACGGGUUCAGUGAUUCCACCGUUGCUUGUCUUGACUAUGAGGAAGAAGAAUAGAAAUGCUGAAAAUUGUGUCUCCGUUGUUAAAUCAUCGCUCGAGACCCUCGGCAGCAUCCGCCCGUGCAUGAACCCUCCCACAGAAACGACAGAAAGUUCGGUGUGACAGCGAUGGCCAUGUCUGAUAAGAUGUCCAGCUUCCUCCACAUUGGGGACGUGUGCUCCUUAUAUGCUGAGGGCUCCACCUGCGGAUUCAUCAGCACCCUGGGGUUGGUUGACGAUCGAUGUGUGGUUCAACCAGACGCAGGAGACCUUAACAACCCACCCAAGAAGUUUCGAGACUGUCUCUUCAGACUGUGUCCCAUGAACAGAUACUCAGCACAGAAGCAGUUCUGGAAGGCCGCCAAGCCCGGGGGAACCAGCACCACAGACAACGGCCUUCUCAACAAACUUCACCAUGCUGCAGACCUGGAGAAGAAACAAAACGACUCUGAAAACAAGAAGCUCUUGGGGACUGUGAUACAGUACGGCAACGUCAUCCAGUUGCUCCAUUUGAAGAGUAAUAAGUACCUGACGGUGAACAAGCGUCUUCCUGCCCUCCUGGAGAAGAAUGCCAUGCGGGUCACUCUGGAUGCUGCAGGCAACGAGGGCUCCUGGUUCUACAUCCAGCCCUUCUACAAGCUGAGAUCCAUUGGAGACAGUGUGGUGAUUGGGGACAAGGUGGUGUUAAACCCUGUAAACGCAGGGCAACCUCUUCAUGCUAGCGGCCACCAGCUAGUGGACAACCCAGGAUGCAAUGAGGUGAACUCUGUGAACUGCAGCACCAGCUGGAAGAUCGUCCUGUUCAUGAAAUGGAGUGACAACCAGGAAAUUGUUCUGAAAGGAGGUGAUGUGGUGCGCCUGUUCCAUGCGGAGCAGGAGAAGUUCCUGACAUGUGACGACCACAGGAAGAAGCAGUACGUCUUCCUGCGCACCACCGGCCGCCAGUCCGCUACCUCAGCAACCAGCAGCAAAGCAUUGUGGGAAGUGGAGGUGGUCCAGCAUGACCCAUGCAGAGGGGGAGCUGGAUACUGGAACAGUCUCUUCCGCUUCAAACACCUGGCCACAGGACACUACCUAGCAGCUGAGGUUAACACAGAAUAUGAGGAUGACCUGGAAUCCCGUUCAUCUGAGAGAGUGAUGUACACGCUGGUGGCUGUACCUGAUGGCAAUGACAUCUCGUCCAUCUUCGAGUUGGACCCUACCACUCUCCGAGGGGGAGACUCUCUGGUACCCAGGAACUCGUACGUCCGGCUGAGGCAUCUGUGUACCAACACGUGGGUCCACAGCACCAACUACCCCAUAGACAAGGAGGAGGAGAAGCCCGUCAUGCUUAUGAUUGGCACGUCUGCCCAGAAGGAGGAUAAGGAGGCCUUUGCCAUCGUACCAGUCUCCCCUGCAGAGGUGCGAGACCUGGACUUUGCCAACGACGCCAGCAAAGUGCUGGCCUCCAUCGCGGGCAAACUGGAGAAGGGCACCAUCACCCAGAACGAGCGCAGGGCGGUGACCAAGCUGCUGGAGGACCUGGUGUACUUCGUGGUGGACAUCCCCAGCAGUGCACAGGACGUGCUGGAGAUCAUGGUCAACAAGCCCAACAGGGAACGGCAGAAGCUCAUGAGGGAACAGAACAUCCUCAAACAGAUCUUCAAGCUGCUGCAGGCCCCGUUCACAGACAGCGGCCCCAACGGCCCCAUGCUGCGUCUGGAGGAGCUGGGCGACCAGCGCCACGCCCCCUUCAGACACAUCUGCCGCCUCUGCUACCGCGUCCUGCGACACUCCCAGCAGGACUACAGGAAGAACCAGGAGUACAUAGCCAAGUAUUUCCGCUUCAUGCAGAAGCAGAUCGGCUAUGACGUGCUGGCGGAGGACACCAUCACGGCCUUGCUGCACAACAACCGCAAGCUGCUGGAAAAACACAUCACAGCCGCUGAGAUAGACACCUUCGUCAGCCUCGUCAGGAAGAACCGGGAACCCAGGUUUCUGGACUACCUGUCAGACCUGUGUGUGUCCAUGAACAAGUCCAUCCCCGUCACCCAGGAGCUAAUCUGCAACGCGGUGCUGGACCCAGCCAAUGCAGACAUCCUCAUCGACACCAAGCUGGUGCUGUCUCGGUUCGAGGUGGCAGGGGCGGUGCUGGGGGAGGCGGGGGAGGAGGAGGAGGAGGACGAGGAGGAGGUCUGGCUCUUCUGGAAGGACAGCAGUGGGGAGGUGAAGAGCAAGAGCAUCCGGGAGCUGGCACAGGACGCCAAGGAGGGACAGAGGGAGGACCAGGAGGUCAUCAGCUACUACAGGUACCAGCUGAACCUGUUUGCGCGGAUGUGCCUGGACCGGCAGUACCUGGCCAUCAACAAGAUCUCGGGCCAGCUGGACGUGGACCUGAUCCUACGCUGCAUGUCGGACGAGGACCUGCCGUACGACCUGCGCGCCUCCUUCUGCCGCCUCAUGCUGCACAUGCAUGUGGACCGCGACCCCCAGGAGCAGGUCACGCCCGUCAAGUAUGCCCGCCUCUGGUCCGAGAUCCCCUCCAUGAUCUCCAUCGACGACUAUGACAAUGAUGGCACGUCCAGGGACGAGGUGAAGGAGCGCUUCUCCCAGACCAUGGAGUUCGUGGAGAACUACCUGCGAGAUGUGGUGUGCCAGAGCUUCCCCUUCGCAGACAAGGAGAAGAACAAGCUCACCUUUGAGGUGGUGAACCUGGCCAGGAACCUGAUCUACUUUGGCUUCUACAACUUCACCGACCUGCUGCGCCUUACCAAGAUCCUGCUGGCCAUCCUCGACUGCGUCCACAUCACCACCUUCCCCGUCCUCAAGGACAGAGAGCCAGGCAAAGGGAGCAACGUGAUGCGCUCCAUCCACGGGGUGGGGGAGCUGAUGACCCAGGUGGUGCUGAGGGGCGGGGGCUUCCUGCCGCUCUCGUCUUCGCCCGCCCAGGACGGAGACGCCGUGAAGACCGUGACCGAGCCGCAGAAACAGGACAUCCUGGUCAUGGACACCAAGCUGAAGAUCAUCGAGAUCCUGCAGUUCAUCUUGAAUGUGAGGCUGGACUACCGUAUCUCCUGUCUGCUCUGCAUCUUCAAGAAUGAGUUUGACGAGAGUAACCCCCAGGCAGACCCAUCCACUAGCCAGGAUGUACAAGCUAAUGUACAGGGGGCGCUGGACUUUGAGCACAUCGAGGAGCAGGCGGAAGGCAUCUUUGGGGGAAGCGAGGAGAACACGCGUCUGGAUCUGGAUGACCACGGUGGGCGUACGUUCCUGAGGGUGCUGCUCCACCUGACCAUGCACGACUACCCCCCGCUGGUCUCCAAAGCCCUCCACCUGCUCUUCAGGCACUUCAGCCAGAGGCAGGAGGUGCUGCAGGCCUUCAAACAGGUCCAGCUGCUGGUGACCAGUCAGGACGUGGACAACUACAAGCAGAUCAAGAGCGAUCUGGACCAGCUGCGCUCCAUUGUGGAGAAGUCCGAGCUGUGGGUCUACAAGCGGCAGGGAGGGGAAUCGGGCAUGGACACAGGCGACACAGGCGACCACAAGGGCGACUCCACCUCGGGAGGCUCAGACAACCCGAAGAAAGCAGAGAGCACCAGCAGCUCCAACUAUAGACUGGUGAAGGAGGUUCUACUGCGUCUGAGCAGGCUGUGUGUGAUGGAUAGUUUGUCUGGCAAGAAGAGCAAGAAGCAGCAGCAGAGGCUCCUGAGGAACAUGGGGGCCCACAGUGUGGUGCUGGAACUGCUGCAGAUACCCUAUGAGAAGGGAGAGGAUGUUCGCAUGCAGGAUAUUAUGAAGUUGGCUCACCAGUUCCUGCAGAACUUCUGCGCAGGGAACCAGCAGAACCAGGCGCUGUUACACAAGCACAUUAACCUGUUCCUUAACCCAGGGAUCCUGGAGGCGGUGACCAUGCAGCACAUCUUCAUGAACAACUUCCAGCUGUGCAGCGAGAUCAACGAGCGCGUGGUGCAGCACUUUGUGCACUGCAUCGAGACCCACGGCCGGCACGUGCAGUACCUCAAGUUCCUGCAGACCAUCGUCAAGGCCGAGAACAAGUUCAUCAAGAAGUGCCAGGACAUCGUCAUGGCCGAGCUGGUGAACUCGGGCGAAGACGUCCUGGUGUUCUACAACGACCGGGCCUCCUUCCAGACGCUGGUGCAGAUGAUGCGGCUGGAGCGGGAGCGCCUGGACCCCAACAGCGCCCUGCGCUACCACAUCCACCUGGUGGAGCUGCUGGCCGUAUGCACCGAGGGCAAGAACGUCUACACCGAGAUCAAGUGCAACUCCCUGCUGCCGCUCGACGACAUCGUGCGCGUCGUCAAGCACGAGGACUGCAUCCCCGAGAUGAAGAUGGCCUACAUCAACUUCCUGAACCACUGCUAUGUGGACACAGAGGUGGAGAUGAAGGAGAUCUACACCAGCAACCACAUGUGGACACUCUUCGAUGACUUCCUCGUUGACAUGUGCAGAGUGUGCAACAACACGAGUGACAGGAAGCACGCGGACACGGUGCUGGAGCGUUACGUCACUGAGACGGUCAUGAGCAUCGUCACCACCUUCUUCAGCUCGCCAUUCUCUGACCAGAGCACCAGCCUGCAGACGCGGCAGCCCGUGUUUGUGCAGCUCCUGCAGGGUGUGUUCCGGGUCUACCACUGCAACUGGCUGAUGCCAGGCCAGAAGGGCAACGUGGAGAGCUGCAUCAAGGUGCUCAGCGACGUUGCCAAGAGUAGAGCGAUUGCCAUCCCCGUGGACCUGGACUGCCAGGUGAACAACCUCUUUGUCAAGUCCAACAACAUCGUGCAGAAGACGGCCCUGAGCUGGCGCCAGUCGGCACGCAACGCCAUACGCAAGGACUCUGUGCUCGCCACCUCGCGAGACUACAGGAAUAUCAUCGAGAGGCUACAGGACAUCGUGUCAGCUCUGGAGGAGCGUCUGCGGCCGCUGGUGCAGGCUGAGCUGUCGGUGCUGGUGGACGUGCUGCACCGGCCAGAGCUGCUCUUCCCAGAGAACACAGAAGCGCACCGCAAGUGCGAGAGUGGAGGCUUCAUCUGCAAACUGAUCAAGCACACCAAGCAGCUGCUGGAGGAGAAUGAGGAGCGGCUGUGCAUCAAGGUGCUGCAGACGCUACGGGAGAUGAUGACCAAGGACCGGGGCUACGGGGAGAAGCUCAUGACCUAUGCUGAUGACAUGGAUGGAGCUAAGGAGGUGGAUCUGAGUCAGCCUCUCAAACAGCGCGAGGACCAGAGGAGGGGCGAGGCGCUGAGGCAGAUUCUGGUGAAUCGUUACUAUGGCAACUUCAGGGGUGGCGGGAGAAGAGACAGCCUGACGUCCUACGCUAACUCCGCCCUCACACCUGUUGGGCCAGCCAAGAGCCAAUCAGCUGGUGGAGGCCUGAGCCGAGCAGAGAUGUCUUUGGCGGAGGUCCAGUGCCAUCUGGACCACGAGGGAGCAUCAGACCUGGUCAUCGACCUGAUCAUGAACACCAACAGCGACCGCGUCUUCCACGAGAGCAUCCUGCUGGCCAUCGCCCUGCUGGAGGGAGGCAACACCACUAUACAGGGAUCCUUCUUCAAACGCCUGACGGAGGAUAAGAAGUCGGAGAAGUUUUUCCGGGUGUUCCACGACCGCAUGAAGGUGGCGCAGCAGGAGAUCAAAGCCACCGUAACCGUCAACACCAGCGACCUCGGCAACAAGCGCCGCGAUGACAGCGUAUCAGACAAAGACACGCCUCAGAGAAAGAGAGCAAAAGACGGGGUGGUGGCGACGGAGGAGGCGCGGGAGCAACUGCUGGAGGCCUCGGCGGUCACCAAGAAGGCCUACAGCUCGUACCGGCGCGAAGCCGACCCCGAGGAGGCGUUUGGGCCGGCCGAGGGCCAGGCGGGCGCCGGCGGGGGCGGGGCGGCGGGGGACAAGGGGGCCGACAACGGCGAGAUGAGCUUCGUCAUCCUCAUCAUGCAGCCCAUCCUGCGCUUCCUGCAGCUGCUCUGCGAGAACCACAACCCGUACCUGCAGAACUUCCUGCGGUGCCAGAACAACAAGAACAACUACAACCUGGUGUGUGAGACGCUGCAGUUCCUGGACUGCAUCUGUGGCAGCACCACGGGGGGCCUGGGCCUGCUGGGCCUCUACAUCAACGAGAAGAACGUGGCCCUCAUCAACCAGACCGUGGAGAGCCUCACCGAGUACUGCCAAGGACCCUGCCACGAGAACCAGAACUGUAUUGCUACCCACGAGUCCAAUGGCAUCGACAUCAUCAUCUCCCUCAUCCUGAAUGACAUCAACCCUCUGGGAAGAAAAAGAAUGGACCUAGUUUUGGAAUUAAAGAAUAAUGCUUCAAAGUUGUUGUUGGCCAUUAUGGAAAGUCGUCAUGACAGUGAAAACGCAGAGAGGAUCCUUUAUAACAUGCGACCGAAAGAGCUUGUGGAAGUGAUGAAGAAGGCCUACCAGCAGGGGGAGACAGAGACCGAUGAGGACGAGGAGCAGGAGGAGAAUGGGGACGACUACGCCGCUUCGCCACGAAAUGUUGGGCACAACAUCUACAUUCUUGCACACCAGUUGUCGCGCCACAACAAGGAGCUGCAGAUCCUGUUGAAGCCAGGAGGAGAGGAGCAGGCCCUGGAGUACUACACUCAGCACACCUCGCAGAUAGAGAUAGUGCGUCAGGACCGCACCAUGGAGCAGAUCGUGUUCCCGGUGCCCAACAUCUGCUCCUUCCUGACGAUCGAGUCCAAGCUGCGAGUCUACUUCUCUACGGAGCGCGACGAGCAGGGCAGCAAGAUCAACGACUUCUUCCUACGAGCAGACGACCUCUACAGCGAGAUGCGCUGGCAGAAGAAGCUACGAGCCAAGCCUGUGUUGUACUGGUGCUCCAGGAACAUGUCCUUCUGGAGUAACAUCUCCUUCAACCUGGCCGUGCUCAUCAACCUGCUGGUGGCGCUCUUCUACCCGCUGGAGGCCGCCAGCAACGGUACCCUGGACCCGUCCCUGUCGGCGCUGCUGUGGGUGUGUGUGCUGGCGUCGUGGGGCAUGGUGAUGGUGGUGCCUCAGCCUCACGGUGUUCGGGCCCUCAUCGCCCUCACCAUCCUCAGGCUCAGCUUCUCUGUGGGCCUGGAGCCCACACUCUCCCUGCUCGGGGCCUUCAAUGUGUGUAACAAGAUUAUUUUCCUGCUGAGUUUCGUGGGUAACCGGGGCACGUUCACGCGCGGCUACAAGGCCAUCGUGCUGGACAUGGAGUUCCUCUAUCACCUGCUCUACCUGCUCAUCUGCACGCUGGGACUCUGUGGACACGUAUUCUUCUACAGCCUAUUGCUGUUUGACCUGGUGUACCGCGAGGAGACGCUGCUGAACGUGAUCAAGAGCGUGACGCGUAACGGGCGCUCCAUCGUGCUGACGGCCGUGCUGGCCCUCAUCCUGGUCUACCUCUUCUCCAUCGUGGGAUACAUCUUCUUCAAGGACGACUUCAUCCUGGAGGUGGACCGCAUGCCCAACAACACCACCAUGGAGGAGGGGGGCAGUAUGGCGGGAGACGUCAUGCCUGACGGAGUGUGUCGCACGGAGAACGGAGACCCAUGUCCUCCACCGCCAGCACCUGCACCAGUAGAAGACCAGGAGGAUGAGGCGGAUGCUGAGAGGGCGUGUGACACCCUGCUGAUGUGCAUCGUCACUGUGCUGAGUCACGGCCUCAGGAGCGGAGGGGGAGUGGGAGACGUGCUACGCAAACCAUCCAAAGAGGAGCCCCUGUUUGCGGCGCGUGUGGUGUACGACCUGCUGUUCUUCUUCAUGGUGAUCAUCAUCGUGCUGAACCUGAUCUUUGGAGUCAUCAUCGACACCUUCGCCGACCUCAGGAGUGAGAAGCAGCGCAAGGAGGAAGUGCUCAAGACCACCUGCUUCAUCUGCGGCCUGGAGCGUGACAAGUUUGACAACAAGACGGUGACGUUUGAGGAGCACAUUAAGGAGGAGCAUAACCUGUGGCACUACCUCUACUUCAUCGUCCUGGUCCGCGUCAAGGACUCCACCGAGUACACGGGGCCCGAGAGCUACGUGGCACAGAUGAUCAAGGAGCACAACCUGGACUGGUUUCCGCGUAUGCGUGCCAUGUCCCUGGUCAGCAGUGAUGGGGAGGGCGAGCAGAACGAGCUGCGCUGUCUCCAGGAGAAACUAGACUCCACCAUGAAGCUGGUCUCCAGCCUCACCAACCAGCUCAGCGAUCUCAAAGAACAGAUGACGGAGCAGAGGAAGCAUAAACAGCGUAUCGGUCUCCUUGGAAACCCCGUCCACCCCCUGGCUCAACAGCCUGCAUGACCUCCAUGACCCCCCCUGUGUGUGUGUGUGUGUG
Engraulis encrasicolus (European anchovy) is the source of this 8554-nucleotide messenger RNA. It is a transcript of the gene itpr1a, whose product is annotated as inositol 1,4,5-trisphosphate receptor, type 1a. The transcript is spliced from 60 exons. Gene Ontology annotation, biological process: calcium ion transmembrane transport. Gene Ontology annotation, molecular function: inositol 1,4,5-trisphosphate-gated calcium channel activity; inositol 1,4,5 trisphosphate binding. The coding region runs from base 370 to 8520 and encodes 2716 amino acids. Gene Ontology annotation, cellular component: endoplasmic reticulum; membrane. The record is from RefSeq and is a predicted model, not a curated record. NCBI's taxonomy places the organism in Eukaryota, Metazoa, Chordata, Actinopteri, Clupeiformes, Engraulidae.